UUUAGUAUUGCUUCUCAUACUCUACUAAAACUUUUGUAAGUACGGCUCUUCAAUACUCUACUAAACAUCUUUUUGAGUAUAGUAUGGCUUUUCAUACUAUACUAAUACUCACUUUAUAGUACGGCUCUUCAUACUCUACUCAACGUACUCUUGCAGUUUAGUACGGCUUUUCAUACUCUACUAAACAUACUCUUUGAGUUUAGUAUGGCUUCCUAUACUGUACUAUACUAUCACUUUAGUAUUGCUUCUCAUACUCUACUAAACAUCCUGUUGCGUUUAGUAUGGCUGCCCAUACUCUACUCAGGCCAUAGUACAGCCCACCGUACUCAACUCAGAGUACGUACUACUCAACGUCAGAGUACGUACUACCUUCCACCAAAGGGUGUGUUGGUGACGUCACUAUUCAGCAGAAAGUAGACAGUCUCGCCGCACAGAGUGGUGGUGGGCUCCAGGCUCCGAUACUCGCGCGCUCGCGUACUCAGAUACUGGGGUACUGAGGUAGUGGCCCGCAGGGGAGAUAGUGGCAGCUGAGCAUGAGUGACGCGAGCGGUGGUUCGGCCGCAUCUGCUCCCGAUGCGGAUGGUUCUCCCGGUACGAGUACCCUCGCACCGUGUUCUUCAACACAAGACGCGCAACAAGACAACGAGGUGGUCGUCGUGCCGGGCUCAACGAGUGGAGGAGCGCCACAGCAGUUUAUUAUUGUCACGUUUAGUACAGGUCUUCAUACUCUACUAAGAAUACUGUAGCGUUUAGUACAGCUCUUCGUACUCUACUAAAACUUUUGUAAGUACGGCUCUUCAAUACUCUACUAAACAUCUUUUUGAGUAUAGUACGGCUUUUCACUCUACUCAUACUCACUUUAUAGUAUGGCUCUUCAUACUCUACUCAACAUACUCUUGCGGUUUUGUACGGCUUUUCAUACUCUACUAAACAUACUCUUUGAGUUUAGUACCUAACCUCUGUACUCUACUCAGGUGAGUAGAGUAUUCACCUCUCCCAUACUCUACUCUACUCAACCGUUAGUACAGAUUCUCGAUACUCUACUAAACAUACUCUACUGUACUAAACCUACCCGUGAA
This is a messenger RNA of Ectocarpus sp. CCAP 1310/34, 1079 nucleotides long. The record is from the annotation of a GenBank genome assembly. NCBI's taxonomy places the organism in Eukaryota, Phaeophyceae, Ectocarpales, Ectocarpaceae.